AUGGUAUUAUCAUGGUUAACUCAUUCUCUUUCUCCUUCCAUAACUCAAAGUAUUCUUUGGAUCGAUAAAGCAGAAGAUGUGUGGAAGGAUCUUAGAGAAAGAAUUGCUCAAGAAGAUGUGUUGAGAAUUUCUGAUUUGCAAGAAGAGAUAUAUUCUCUUAAACAAGGUGAGAAAUCUGUCUCGGAUUAUUUUACUGAUCUGAAGAUACUUUGGGAUGAAUUGGGGAACUUUAGACCUAUUCCUGUUUGUACAUGUCUCAGUCCUUGUAAUUGUGGAGUUUUGGCCAAAUACAGGCAAUAUCAAGAGCGUGAUUAUGUAGUUAGAUUUCUGAAAGGACUUAAAGAUUCGUUUGCAACAGUUAAGUUACAAAUCAUGCUUAUUGAUCCAUUUCCAAACAUUAAUAGAGCUUUCUCUUUGGUUCUUCAACAUGAGAGACGACCCAAUUACUCAAUUCCUAUCUUGCCUAACCCUACAUUCACAGAACCUAAAGCUUUUGCCUAUAAAACACCGCCAGAUAACAGAUUCAAACCUACAACCUUUAACAAAUUUAAUUCUUCCAGACCAUUUCAGAAACCACUUCUGAAUAAUGCGGAUACUAGAUUUUGCACUUUUUAUGGCAAAUCUAUACACACAAUUGAGACAUGUUUCAAGAAGCAUGGAUUUCCACCUGGAUUUCCAACUUUCAAAGGGAAAUCUCACAUGGUCAGCAAUGUUAUUGCUAGUACAGAUGCACAAACAGAAUCUGCUGAUUGCAAAGUCAGUUUUGCUUCACCUGGUAACUCAGCCAACACCAGUAUUCCUCUUAUUGAGGAUCAGUAUUGCACUUUCCUUAAUCUCCUGCAGUCUAAUCAUUUUGACAACAGGCCGGACAAUGCUUUGCAGCGACAUCCCACAGAUUCAGUUGAUCUCACCAAAUAUGUCAUUAAUAAGCAUUCAUCUGCAAAUUUGAUUUCUGCCUUCACUCCUACAACAGGUAUUCAUUUUGCCUUAACAUGCUCUCUUAUUAAGGACAAAUGGAUUGUUGAUACUGGGGCUACGGAUCAUAUUGCCUGUAACCUUAGCAUGUCUUCUACAUGUUAUUUCAUUAAACAAAUUCCUAUUACUUUACCCAAUGGAAACAAGGUAAAUGCUUAUAUAGCAGAAUCUGAGCAAUUGGAGAGUGAUUGGUAUAGCUAA
Messenger RNA from Jatropha curcas, 1176 nucleotides. The record is from RefSeq and is a predicted model, not a curated record. NCBI's taxonomy places the organism in Eukaryota, Viridiplantae, Streptophyta, Magnoliopsida, Malpighiales, Euphorbiaceae.